This is a messenger RNA of Argentina anserina (silverweed cinquefoil), 5806 nucleotides long. Its product is annotated as callose synthase 12. The transcript is spliced from 2 exons. NCBI's taxonomy places the organism in Eukaryota, Viridiplantae, Streptophyta, Magnoliopsida, Rosales, Rosaceae. The record is from RefSeq and is a predicted model, not a curated record. Gene Ontology annotation, cellular component: plasma membrane; 1,3-beta-D-glucan synthase complex. Bases 85 to 5397 code for a protein of 1770 amino acids. Gene Ontology annotation, molecular function: 1,3-beta-D-glucan synthase activity. Gene Ontology annotation, biological process: (1->3)-beta-D-glucan biosynthetic process.
UCUCUCUCUCUCUCGCACCCAUUCCGAUUCUCCCUCUCUCUUGUUCUUCUCCCCUCAGAGAAUUUCCCGGGAGGAAUCCAUGCCAUGAGUAUCCGCCAGGGUACUCCUCCUCCGGCGCCCGACCCGGAAUCCGAGCCCUACAACAUCAUCCCCGUCCACAACCUCCUCGCCGACCACCCCUCCCUCCGCUUCCCGGAGGUCCGCGCCGCCGCUGCCUCCCUCCGCGCCGUCGGGAACCUCCGCAGGCCCCCUUACGCCCAAUGGCGCCCCCACAUGGACCUCCUCGACUGGCUCGCCCUGUUCUUCGGGUUCCAGUACGACAACGUCCGCAACCAGAGGGAGCACAUCGUCCUCCACCUGGCCAACGCCCAGAUGCGCCUCACCCCUCCCCCCGACAACGUCGACACCCUCGACGCCGCCGUCCUCCGCAAGUUCCGCAAGAAGCUCCUCCUCAAUUACACCAGCUGGUGCUCCUAUCUCGGCAAGAAAUCCAACAUCUGGAUCUCCGACAGCCAGCGCCGCGACUCCGCCGCCGACCAGCGCCGCGAGCUCCUCUACGUCUCCCUCUACCUCCUGAUCUGGGGGGAGGCCGCCAAUCUCAGGUUCGUCCCCGAGUGCCUGUGCUAUAUUUUCCAUAACAUGGCCAUGGAGUUGAAUAAGAUUCUAGAGGAUUAUAUUGAUGAGAGUACCGGGCAGCCUGUAAUGCCCUCCGUUUCGGGGGAGAAUGCCUUCCUCAGCUGUGUUGUGAAGCCGAUUUACGACACCAUUAAGGCUGAGGUUGAGGGCAGCAAGAACGGGACUGCCCCACAUAGUGUGUGGAGGAACUAUGAUGAUAUUAACGAGUACUUUUGGAGCAAGAGGUGCUUUGAGAAGCUCAAGUGGCCUGUUGAUGUUGGGAGCAACUUCUUUGUUACUAGUGGUAAGAGUAAGCAUGUGGGGAAGACUGGCUUUGUGGAGCAGAGGUCCUUCUGGAACUUGUUUAGGAGCUUUGACAAGCUCUGGAUCAUGUUGUUUUUGUUUCUCCAGGCCGCCAUUAUCGUUGCUUGGGAGGAGAGGGAGUAUCCGUGGCAGGCUUUGGAGGAUAGGGAGGUCCAGGUCAAGGUCCUCACUGUGUUUUUCACUUGGAGUGGUCUGAGGUUUUUGCAGUCGUUACUUGAUGUGGGGAUGCAGUAUAGUCUGGUUUCCAGGGAGACUAUGGGGCUCGGAAUCAGGAUGGUCUUCAAGACCAUUGCUGCUGCAGGCUGGAUUGUUGUUUUCGGGGUCUUUUAUGGGAGGAUAUGGACCCAGAGGAACACUGAUAAGCGCUGGUCUCCUGAGGCAGACAGGCGGGUUGUGCAGUUUCUUGUGGUGGGAUUGGUUUUCCUCAUUCCGGAGCUCUUGGCUAUAACCUUCUUUAUUCUUCCUUGGAUUCGCAAUUUCAUGGAGAACUCAAACUGGAGGAUAUUUGAUGCCUUGUCCUGGUGGUUUCAGAGCAAAACUUUUGUUGGACGUGGCUUGAGGGAAGGCCUUGUGGACAAUGUCAAGUACACUCUGUUCUGGAUUUUGGUGCUGUCUACCAAGUUUGCUUUUAGUUACUUCAUGCUGAUUAAACCCAUGAUUGUUCCAUCUAAAGCACUCGUAAAACUUGAUGAUGUGGUGUACGAGUGGUAUCAGCCUUUUAAAAACAGCAACAAGAUGGCGGUGGGAUUGUUGUGGCUUCCUGUCGUCUUGAUAUACCUCAUGGACAUGCAAAUCUGGUAUUCAAUCUACUCCUCAUUUUGGGGGGCAUUGGUCGGGUUGCUUGCGCAUUUGGGUGAGAUUCGAAAUAUCCAACAGCUGAGGCUGAGAUUCCAGUUCUUUGCAAGUGCAAUACAGUUCAAUCUCAUGCCAGAGGAGCAGAUGUUAAAUGCAAGGGGGACACUGAGGAGUAAGUUUAAUGAUGCCAUCCACAGGUUGAAGCUGAGGUAUGGGCUUGGGCGGCCUUAUAAGAAGCUUGAAUCGAACCAGAUCGAAGCAACCAAGUUUGCUUUGAUAUGGAAUGAGAUUAUAUUGAUAUUCAGGGAAGAGGAUUUAGUUUCUGACGGCGAGGUUGAGUUGUUAGAGCUACCACAGAAUUCUUGGAAUGUCAGGGUCAUUCGCUGGCCUUGUUUUCUUCUGUGCAAUGAACUGCUGCUCGCACUCAGUCAGGCCAAAGAGUUAGUAGAUGCUCCUGACAAGUGGCUCUGGUAUAAGAUAUGCAAGAAUGAGUACAGGCGCUGUGCUGUGAUAGAAGCUUAUGAUUGUGUCAAGCACUUGAUACUUGCCAUUAUAAAACCCAACACAGAAGAGCAUUCUAUUGUGACGGUCUUGUUUCAGGAAAUUGAUCACUCUAUUCAGAUUGAGAAGUUCACAAAAACUUUUAAAACCGCUGCCCUUCCACUACUCCAUGCCAAGUUGAUCAAGCUUUCUGAGCUAUUGAUCAAACCUAAGAAAGAUACGAGCCAGGUGGUGAAUACCCUUCAGGCUCUUUAUGAGAUUGCUAUUCGAGAUUUCUUUAAGGAGAAAAGAAGUACUGAACAGCUCUUGGAGGAUGGUUUGGCUCUCCGUGAUCCAUCUUCUGCUGCAGGGCUGCUUUUUGAAAAUGCUGUUGGGUUGCCAGAUCCAAAGGAUGGGUCCUUCUAUCGGCAGGUUCGACGCCUGCACACAAUACUUACCUCUCGGGACUCGAUGCAGAAUAUUCCAUUUAACCUUGAGGCAAGACGCAGAAUUGCCUUCUUUAGUAACUCUCUAUUUAUGAACAUACCUCAUGCUCCACAAGUUGAGAAAAUGAUGGCUUUUAGUGUUCUGACCCCAUACUACAGUGAAGAAGUAUUGUACAGCAGAGAACAACUGCGUACUGAGAAUGAAGAUGGGAUUUCUACCCUGUACUAUCUACAAACAAUUUAUGUUGAUGAGUGGAAGAAUUUCAUGGAGAGGAUGCGUCGAGAAGGAAUAACAAAUGAUGAUGAGAUAUGGACAACAAAGUUGAGGGAGCUCAGGCUUUGGGCAUCUUACAGAGGACAGACACUUACUCGAACCGUAAGGGGGAUGAUGUAUUACUUUCGGGCUCUUAAGAUGUUGGCUUUUCUGGAUUCUGCAUCAGAGAUGGACAUUCGGGAAGGUUCACAAGAACUUGGUUCUAUGAUGCGAGACAUUGGUUUGGAUGGUUUGACCUCAGAUAGGUCACUUUCUUCCAGGAGUUUAAGUAGAACAAGCAGUUGUGUGAACUCAUUGUACAAAGGUCAUGAAGUUGGAACUGCUUUGAUGAAAUAUACAUAUGUGGUUGCAUGCCAGAUUUAUGGAACACAAAAGGCAAAGAAAGAUCCCCACGCUGAUGAAAUUUUGUAUCUGAUGAAAACCAAUGAAGCACUUAGAAUUGCCUAUGUUGAUGAGGUUGCAACUGGCAGGGAUGAGAAGGAAUAUUAUUCUGUUCUUGUCAAGUAUGACAAUCAAUUAGAGAAAGAAGUGGAAAUUUAUCGCAUUAAGUUGCCUGGUCCCUUGAAGCUCGGAGAGGGGAAGCCGGAGAAUCAAAAUCAUGCAAUUAUCUUCACUCGUGGUGAUGCAGUUCAGACUAUUGACAUGAACCAAGACAAUUAUUUUGAGGAGGCACUCAAAAUGCGGAAUUUGUUGGAAGAAUACAGGCGCUAUUAUGGUAUCCGGAAGCCUACGAUCUUGGGGGUAAGGGAGCAUGUCUUUACUGGUUCUGUCUCAUCUCUUGCUUGGUUUAUGUCAGCUCAGGAAACAAGUUUUGUGACAUUGGGACAGCGGGUGUUGGCAAACCCUUUGAAAGUUCGAAUGCAUUACGGUCAUCCAGAUGUCUUUGACCGAUUUUGGUUCUUGACUCGAGGUGGCAUCAGUAAAGCUUCCAGGGUGAUUAACAUCAGUGAAGACAUUUUUGCUGGAUUCAAUUGCACUUUGCGUGGAGGCAAUGUCACCCACCAUGAAUACAUCCAAGUUGGCAAGGGAAGGGAUGUUGGGUUCAACCAAAUAUCCAUGUUUGAGGCCAAGGUUGCUAGUGGAAACGGGGAGCAAGUUCUGAGCAGGGAUGUGUAUCGGUUGGGCCACAGGCUUGAUUUCCUGCGGAUGCUGUCAUACUUUUAUACUACGGUGGGUUUCUUUUUCAACACAAUGAUGGUGAUUUUAACUGUGUACGCAUUUCUAUGGGGCCGGCUUUAUCUGGCUCUCAGUGGUAUUGAAGGUUCUAUAUUGGGGGAUGAUACCAGUAACAGAGCACUUGGUACAGUCUUGAAUCAGCAGUUUAUUAUCCAGCUUGGUCUGUUCACUGCCCUUCCGAUGAUAGUUGAGAAUUCUCUUGAGCAUGGGUUUCUCCAGGCUAUUUGGGAUUUCUUGACAAUGCAGCUCCAGCUUUCUUCAGUUUUCUACACAUUUUCAAUGGGAACUCGUACCCACUAUUUUGGGAGAACCAUUCUUCAUGGUGGGGCAAAAUAUCGAGCAACUGGACGUGGCUUUGUUGUGCAGCACAAGAGUUUUGCAGAGAAUUAUAGACUAUAUGCCCGUAGCCAUUUUGUGAAAGCAAUUGAACUUGGUUUGAUACUUACAGUUUAUGCAGCAUACAGUCCCGUGGCUAAGGACACAUUUGUUUACAUUGCAAUGACCAUCACAAGUUGGUUUAUGGUUUUGUCCUGGUUUAUGGCUCCCUUUGUUUUCAAUCCUUCUGGCUUUGAUUGGUUGAAGACAGUUGAUGAUUUUGACGACUUUAUGAACUGGAUUUGGUAUCGUGGCAGUGUGUUUGCCAAAGCUGAACAAAGCUGGGAAAGAUGGUGGUACGAGGAACAGGAUCAUCUAAGGACAACUGGCAUGUGGGGAAAAUUGCUGGAGAUUAUUUUAGAUCUUCGCUUCUUCUUUUUCCAGUAUGGGAUCGUAUUCCAGCUUGGAAUUGCUGAUAACAGUAAAAGUAUACUUGUUUACUUGUUAUCUUGGAUCUAUGUGUUCCUGGCUUUUGGCAUAUUUCUCGUAAUAGUGUAUGCUCGGGUAAAAUAUGCAGCAAAAGAUCACAUAUACUACCGACUGGUCCAGUUUCUUGUCAUCAAACUUGCAUUACUGGUAAUUGUUGCCCUGUUGGAAUUCACAAACUUCAAGUUCAUGGAUAUAUUCACUAGUCUUCUGGCAUUCAUCCCCACUGGUUGGGGUUUGAUAUUGAUAGCACAAGUAUUCCGGCCCUUACUACAGCGCACUAUACUCUGGGAGAUCAUUGUUUCUGUUGCUCGACUGUAUGACAUAUUGUUCGGGGUGAUUGUGUUGACUCCUGUGGCAGUACUUUCAUGGUUUCCCGGUUUCCAGUCUAUGCAGACUAGGAUACUGUUUAAUGACGCAUUCAGCAGGGGUCUUCGCAUAUUCCAGAUUGUUACAGGGAAAAAGAAGUCCAAGACAGAUUCAUGAUUGAAGGAAUGAUGUAGUUAAUCUCCAGAGGGUGAGAGUUAGAUUUUAGUUCGAACUGUGGAUGCUCUUGUGCGGGUUAGAAGAGGCUGUGGUUGUUCACAUUCGUGUAUGUUCAUUUGUAAGGGCUGUUGGCUGGUUAGCUUGGCUUGAUCUUCCCAAUUCUCGUGACCUGUGUAAUUAGAUUACUUGUUGCUGAUUAGAUAUAUCUGAUGUUCCCCUUUCAAAAAAAAAAAAAAAAGAAGAAGAUAUAUCUGAUGUUGAACUGGGGAGCUUUCAGCAUUGUGCAUAUACAAUUUUGUUUCCGCAUAGUCUCUAUAUUUGACUGUAGAUUAGUCUGGUAGUUGCUCUGAGAUUGUUACAACAUUUGUUUAUUCUUUUGUCAGAAAUGCGGCUUGCCAUUCUUUUGCCA